AUGGGUGUCGGGAUGAGCAGGGGACUAGCCGUUUCUGGAGAAACCGAGCACAGCGGUCGCUUCAUGGAAUCAUACAGUGAUUAUCGCGUAGUUUUCCAUAAAGCAAAACCAUUAGCUCCCAUAUGUGCUUUUCUUGGCCCAUAUAGGGAUUUGCUCGCCGCGGUAAGGUACUCUUCCUCCUCGACCGAGACUCCUGCGGGCGACCGUCUCGUCUUGUCCCGUAAUAUUCUCGUCGAUGGGGCGCCUAGUCUCCAAAUUGGUCAGCUUGGUCUGAUGCCGACCAAACCUUUCCCCCUCCGCGCAGUCGGGGAUUCCGUGGGAGAGCAUCAAAUGAAUAUCGGCCUUGUGCAUGCGGUUACACUCGCUAAGAGCCCGUCUCCUCCAAUCACGGUCGGUAUUCGAUGGACCAACCAGAUAGUUGCGACCAUGCAGUCAUCAUGUCGGUUUGACAAUAAGGAAGGCCGCCGGGAGAGUGUGCAGUUACACCGACCUCAACACCGACCACGAUGUCUGAUACAGGCCGAAGUCCCGCCGGGGUUGGGACUAACCUUAAUCACGGCAGAUAUGCGCUGGCCGAGGCCUGGCCGAAGGUCACCGAAAACAUCGGCCCCAGAGGACGGCCACGGCUUGAUGCAUGGAUGCACUAUGCUACAGCUGCUUUUCCCUGCAAUGUUCGAGCCAUUGACCCCAAAUGUUCUGGAAGGUGCUACCCGCUCGACGGGUGAAGAUGUGGGAUGUCAGAUGCUUAUCCGGAGGAGCAGUCUGGUGGGGACGAUUAGGCUGCCUUCAGGGAGGGUGCCCUGCGCCCGUCCCAUACUCGCCGGCCGACUGAGGGAAAAAGCGCGCGACGCAAGCCGGGCACCUCACUGGCCCAAGGGUGGCAACCCAUACUCCUUGCUGGCGUCCCUCGGGCGGCUUAGCGUCUAA
Messenger RNA from Aspergillus niger, 927 nucleotides. RefSeq lists its product as hypothetical. The record is from RefSeq and is a predicted model, not a curated record. The transcript has 5 exons. Lineage: Eukaryota; Fungi; Ascomycota; Eurotiomycetes; Eurotiales; Aspergillaceae. Bases 1 to 927 code for a protein of 308 amino acids.